AUGUCCUCACCACAUCGAAGGGGACCUUGGUCUCAAGCAGAGGACGCCUACCUCGUUCAACUGGUGCACACCCAAGGAGCAUUGAAUUGGGUGCGCAUUGCCCAACUCAUCGGUUCGAGAUCACCUAAACAGUGCCGGGAACGAUACCACCAAAAUCUCAAGCCAACGCUUAAUCAUGAGCCAAUCAGUCCAGAAGAAGGACUACAGAUCGAGCGUAUGGUCGGCGAGAUGGGAAAGCGCUGGGCAGAGAUCGCUCGAAGGCUGCAUGGUCGGAGCGAUAAUGCAGUAAAGAAUUGGUGGAAUGGCAGCAUGAAUCGACGAAGGCGCCUUGAUAUUCGACGGAGGAUAUCAACGCAGCACGCCAACAGCACGGAUGAGAGGUCGCACCCAGUGUCGUACGCUAGGCCAGCUUCGAGCUACACCUUGUCCAUCACAUCGACCAACUUCUCAUCGAGGCUAGGCGAUGGGCCACUGCCAUCCCCCGCAGUCUCGGAAGCCUCGAGAGCAGAGUCGGUAGAGGUGGGUGCGCCGUCACUCAUCUCGGACGCCAGCUCUGCAUUCUCGGUAUCUCCUCGUCUCGCGCAGUCACCAGGCCUAGAUUUGCCUCCAUUGAACUCUUUCUCUCGAGAUCAAAGACGCCCGAGUCUGCCAGCCAUUCCAUUCAGAUCAAACAACACCUUCCUUUCAGAUGGGGAUAGUCAAGGGUACACGUUCAAGCAUCGCGCCGUUAGUGACUCGAAGAAGAACAUCUCGACUACACAUUCGUCCUCUGUACAGCGGCCUGACCAGUUCUAUCAGAUGCCAUCGCACCCCCCCCGAAUAUAUCACCCAGAAUCUCGAACACAGCUGCUCACAGCCCCAUCAACGCCUGUGCAGCUUCCACCUAUCCAAUUCAGCACUCGGUACGAGAACCUGGAGCGAUUAACAGAGCGAGACACGAGGAUGCAUCUUUCUUCACUGUUGGGAUAA
Messenger RNA from Cadophora gregata, 969 nucleotides. RefSeq lists its product as uncharacterized. The record is from RefSeq and is a predicted model, not a curated record. Bases 1 to 969 code for a protein of 322 amino acids. The transcript has a single exon. Gene Ontology annotation, cellular component: nucleus. NCBI's taxonomy places the organism in Eukaryota, Fungi, Ascomycota, Leotiomycetes, Helotiales, Ploettnerulaceae. Gene Ontology annotation, biological process: mitotic cell cycle; positive regulation of transcription by RNA polymerase II. Gene Ontology annotation, molecular function: RNA polymerase II cis-regulatory region sequence-specific DNA binding; DNA-binding transcription factor activity, RNA polymerase II-specific.